CCAUCGUCCUGUUAGUAUUACCUGUCUGAAAAUGUCUGGCACUUGGAUCUUAGCGUGCUUUGUAUGCCUUUCUCUAGCUGUUUAUGGACAAGACAGCAACGACACCAGAGCAUUUCGUGUAGGUGAUAACGCUACCCUCCCCUGUACUGGAGUUCCGUAUGAUGAUGUGACUAAACACUGGGAGAAAAAUCCAGUAAUUCCGAUCAAGUACCUGGUGGCCAUUCAAACCCCACUCGGACAGUCGUCACCUGGAGCGCCGUUUUACGAUGAGACCAACAUCGCAGCAGCCAAUCUGACUGGCAGGUUCACGGUUACUCCUGACUUGACGACUGCAACCAUCACAGGAGUGAGGGAGACGGACGAUGGGGACUACAGAUGUUCGUCUGGACCUUCACAGAUCAUACAUAAGUUUGUUGCAUACAAGAUGAAUUCAGUCGGUAUACAGCCUUCUGGACCUGUCACAGGAUACGUUGGAGGUACAUUUGACGUCACCUGUACAGCAGACAGCAAACCUGCGGCCAGCUUCGACUGGACAAAACAAGGGGACAGCAGUUUCACAGCAACAGGAGCCACCCUGCGGAUUAGCAGCAUCACUAUGGACCAUACUGGCACAUAUGUGUGUACAGCCUACCAUGCGUAUGCCAGUGAUACUGCUAGUGUGCAGUUGACUGUCAGUGAAGGUAAGUGA
Messenger RNA from Branchiostoma belcheri (Belcher's lancelet), 688 nucleotides. RefSeq names its product pregnancy-specific beta-1-glycoprotein 11-like. The record is from RefSeq and is a predicted model, not a curated record. The coding region runs from base 32 to 688 and encodes 218 amino acids. Gene Ontology annotation, molecular function: cell adhesion molecule binding. Gene Ontology annotation, cellular component: cell-cell junction. The transcript has 3 exons. NCBI's taxonomy places the organism in Eukaryota, Metazoa, Chordata, Leptocardii, Amphioxiformes, Branchiostomatidae. Gene Ontology annotation, biological process: cell-cell adhesion.